AUCUGCAUCAUUGGUGCAGGUCCCACAGGCCUUGCUACCCUGAAAACAGUCUUGGAUACGGAGCAAUUCAAGUCAGGGAAUUACAAGCCUACAGUAUUCGAAGCUCGAGAUCAAGUUGGUGGAGUAUGGCAACCCUCGGAACCUGUGGAUGACCAGCCUCCCCUUUCAGCGCUCUAUGACUCUCUGACAACCAAUAUCCCUCAUCCCGUCAUGUCAUUCACGAGUCUCCCAUUCCCGCCUUCAACUCCAUUAUAUCCUGUCGCCCGUGUAGUUGAAGAUUAUCUUCAGGCAUAUGCUAAACACUUUGGUCUUAACACUCACAUUCGUCUGGGGACUUCAGUCGUUGCCCUGCAGUUUGACUCAGAGAGCUCCAAGUGGAAAGUCAAGUUAUCGACCAAAGAGACGCUUGACUUUGAUUGGGUCAUCGUGUGCAGUGGCCAUUAUAGCAAGCCCCGUUACCCUGACACUCCCGGUCUCUCGAAAUGGCUGCACGAUAAACGAGCGUCUCAUUCCUCGUGGUACAGACGUCCACAGGACGUCAUUGGAGACAAGAUUCUGGUUGUCGGAAACGGCCCCAGUGGGAUCGAUAUCUCCGCUGAGCUUCGCAGGCAUGUGAAGAUCCUUGUACGCUCCGUAUCAGGCGGAACGGGGGAAGAAGACGGCAAUCUGAUAGUACGUCCUCGCGCUGUACAUUAUGAAGAUGACGGAAGUGUCCUCUUUGAAGACGGAUCCAAAGAGGCUGGUAUCGAUCGCUGCAUUCUUGCUACGGGUUUCGAGGUAUCUUUUCCGUUCCUUUCAAACGAAGACCUUGUACCCGGACUUCCAGCAGCGGUGCCUCCUCUUCCACGAGAGUUGUACAACUCCACCUAUAACAUUUUCCCCUUGGCACAGCAUCUAUUCCCCUUCCAGUCUCGUUUUCCUCCUACCACGAUUGCUUUCAUGGGACUUUUAAUCAAAGUAGCCCCCUUCCCUCUUGUUGAAGCUCAAGCACGGGCGGCUCUUCAUAUUUUUGCCCAUCCAAACGAACUAGACCUCGCCAAAGAGACUGCUGAUAUCGUGACCCGAUAUCAGCAACUCCGAGCCGAGCUCCAGACCGAAGAUCCGUUGGCACUUGCAAAAGCCUGGCACGUAUUCAAAGGCUCAGAACAGUUCGAUUACCGUGAUGAACUGUACGCAUAUACAGCUCCGAGCUUCGGAGGAGAUGCAAAAGUGGUUCCUCAAUGGGAGAAGGACAUGUACGACAACAAGAUAACGCUGAAGCAGGUCUGGUUUGACCUCGUAAAGGAGGGAGUGGCCGAUGACUGGGUUCGAGGUGUUGGUGAGAAUGGGCCUCAGGAUUGGGUCGCUCUGGCAAAAAGAAUGAUGAAAAGGGCGAGGCAGGAACGUGGCGAGGCACUGAUACCAUAA
Molecule: messenger RNA, 1407 nt
Organism: Guyanagaster necrorhizus
Lineage: Eukaryota; Fungi; Basidiomycota; Agaricomycetes; Agaricales; Physalacriaceae
Product: FAD/NAD(P)-binding domain-containing protein
Exons: 2
Molecular function (GO): NADP binding; flavin adenine dinucleotide binding; N,N-dimethylaniline monooxygenase activity
Source: RefSeq, a predicted model, not a curated record